This is a messenger RNA of Rhagoletis zephyria (snowberry fruit fly), 932 nucleotides long. It is a transcript of the gene Cyp313b1, whose product is annotated as Cytochrome P450 313b1. The record is from RefSeq and is a predicted model, not a curated record. Gene Ontology annotation, molecular function: monooxygenase activity; oxidoreductase activity, acting on paired donors, with incorporation or reduction of molecular oxygen; heme binding. NCBI's taxonomy places the organism in Eukaryota, Metazoa, Arthropoda, Insecta, Diptera, Tephritidae.
CCUUCCUUCAAUAUAUGGAACACACAUCGAAACACUAUGCGACGCCAUUUAUUUCAUGGAUGGGCACAAGUUGUUUCCUCUACGUUAAUGACCCAGAAACAGUGGAAACGAUUUUCAAUUCACCCCAUUGCACAAAUAAAGGCGAAUUCUAUCGCUUCAUGGCAGCGGCAAUUGGCGAUGGGCUCUUCACAUCCAGCUCUCCGCGCUGGAAUAAGCAUCGCCGCCUUAUCAAUCCAGCUUUUAGUCGCCAAAUUAUCAACAACUUUUUGCCCAUAUUUAAUGUUGAAGCGAAUGUGUUGCUGAGUAAAUUUGCCACGUUGGCAAAGGCCGGCAAGCAGCUGGAGAUCUAUGAGAUGUUGAAACGCAAUGUGUUGGAAGCAGCGUGUCAGACCACAAUGGGUCAACGUAUGAAUUUUGAAGACGAGGGUUCUGCACAUAUUUUCGAAGCAUACAAAGGCGUCACCGAGGUGUGUGUACGUCGCAUGCUGUCGCCGUGGCUUUAUCCGGAUGUGCUCUAUUGGCGUUCACCGUUGUUUGUGCGCCAGCAGCGAGUCGUUCAUGUGCUCUUCAGCUUCAUUGAAAGUCUGUUGCAGCUCAAAAAUAAUAAAUCUGUAGCAAAUGGCAUGAAACAGCAGGAGCAGCAGCAGCAGCAGCGGCAGCACUCAACUAUGAAUGGAAAUGAAAGUGAAAAUAGCUCGGGGACUGUAAAUGCAAAUGUAAAUGGCAGUGUGCAUGGAGAAAUGAAUGGAAAAGUGAAAUUGGAUGUAGACGGGAAUGUGAAUGUGGAUGGAUCGACGGAUGUGGAUGCGGAUGCUUCUGCGGCCAUACGGAAGUCGAAAGCUAUCUUUGUAGAGCAAGUGCGCUCGCAUGUCGAACAAGGUCAGCUGUCGUGGGAGGAUGUGCGCGCCGAGGCGAAUGUCAUUAUAGCGGCG